Ilyonectria robusta is the source of this 2099-nucleotide messenger RNA. RefSeq names its product acyltransferase family-domain-containing protein. NCBI's taxonomy places the organism in Eukaryota, Fungi, Ascomycota, Sordariomycetes, Hypocreales, Nectriaceae. Gene Ontology annotation, molecular function: acyltransferase activity, transferring groups other than amino-acyl groups. Bases 318 to 1874 code for a protein of 518 amino acids. The record is from RefSeq and is a predicted model, not a curated record. The transcript has 2 exons. Gene Ontology annotation, biological process: polysaccharide biosynthetic process. Gene Ontology annotation, cellular component: membrane.
AGCCUGCUCAUGGAAGGGAAGUCCUGCCCCACAAGCAUUUCAGCAGUUAAAGACAUACAGCGCAUAGCCCCGACAUGUUUCUUUUUUCCUCCUCCCUUCUCUUCGAUCUGUCCUUUCGAUCCCUGUUUGUCUUUCACGCCAAUUCCCUUGCCUCGAUGACCUGAGAAUAUACCCAAAUGUGGUAGAAAGAGCACCGAUCUCUUUUCUCUCGGCCUUCGUCGCCCUCGUCGCUCCUUCACCCAUCGAGCCCCACGAUCCUUUGCCGAGCACCGUUCGUCUUCGGUUUCCAACUACGUCACGACCGUUCCUGCUGGACAAUGAACGGCCAUACACACGGCUCCCUCGCCUCCGAGGAGAGCGUCGGUCUCCUCGUCGACGACCCAUCCCAAUCCGAUUCCAUUCGCGACAAUCCCAUCCUCCCGACCCAGCCUUUCUCCGUGGCGACAUGGGCCAGCAAGCUCCUGUCCCCGGUGUUUUACCUCCGGACCACGCACUGGCGCGUUCUCAUCGUCCGCCUGGCCUGGUUCUUCGUCCCCAGCUUUCUCCAGGGCCGCAGUAUGCGUGAGCAGAUCCGCCCGGCAAAGCUAGGUCCCACCGCCUAUCUCGACGGCAUGAGGGGGAUUGCUGCGCUCUUUGUCUUCCACUGUCACUACUCGUACUCAACCUUUGCUAUUGCCAAUGGCUGGGGCUUCAACGGCGGGCACUAUGAGAUCGUACGACUGCCUUUUAUAAAGCUGUUCUACGCGGGACCGGCUGCUGUCUGCGUCUUCUUCGUCAUCUCCGGCUACGCUCUCUCCUACAGACCCAUUAAAAACAUCCGCAGCGGCAAUGUCAAGGACUUUUCUACUGGGCUCAGUUCUAUGGUCUUCCGCCGUGCCAUUCGUCUCUUUCUUCCGACUACCAUAUCUACCUUUAUGGUUGUCUGCCUCAUCCGUAUGGGUGUAUUCGAGUGGACUCGCGAGUUCGCUAUGAAUCCAAAAUAUCUAAGAAAGGUUAGGGAAGUUCAUCCCAAGAUGCUUGCUACUGCACAUGAGCAGUGGGUGCAAUGGGCCAAUGCCAUCUUCGGGGGCUUUAAGGUCUUCAGCUGGGAGCACUAUGGCGGAUUCCGCAUUUAUGACGCGCAUUUGUGGACUAUCCCUGUUGAGUUCCGCUGUUCGCUCUAUCUAUUUCUCGUCAUCUUGGGGACCGCCCGCCUCCGAACUCAAUACCGAUUCCUGACCCUGGCCGUCGUUACAUACGUCACCUAUUACAAUUCCAGAUGGGAAUUUCUCUUGUUUAUCAGUGGGAUGGCUCUUGUUGAGUGGGAUCAUAUUCGUGGUGCCCAUGUCCCACCUCCCGUCUUGCCGUCGGGAGAAAGAGAAAAGGAAUCCAAGCCAGCUGACUCAACAGCCAAGGUGAUAUCCUGGAACCUAGUCGCCAUGCUUGGGUUAUACUUUCUGGGCCAACCUGACUCGGGCGGCUCAAAGACUCCCGGUUGGGUGUAUCUGACCUCGCUAAUCCCUGAGUGGUGGGCACACGAGGGGUUUCGAUAUUGGCAAGGCUUCGGUGCAGUUGUCUUUGUCCUUGGUGUGGGUCACUCAGUGUGGUGGCAGCGAGUCUUCAAUUCCAGUAUCGCUCAGUACUUUGGCAAAAUCUCGUACGCUUUGUAUCUGAUGCAUGGGCCAGUCUUGAAAGUCAUUGGCAUGCAUUGGAUGAAGUGGGCUUGGGGUGUGACUGGCGUUGAGGGAGAGUGGUAUACUGCCGGUUUCUUUUUGGGAGCUUGCUUCUGCAUACCAGCCGUCAUCUGGUGUGCUGAUAUUUUCUGGCGGGCUGUCGAUAUUCCUUGCGUGAAAUUCGCUAGAUGGUUUGAGAACAAGCUCAUCAAGACUGACUAGAAUACCUUGGAGAUACUUCCGUUUUUGUUGCAUGGGAUAUUAUGAAUAUAAUUCUGGGAAACUGGUAUGAGACCUAGAUUUUGUGGCACAUGUUAGAGGUCAUAAAUGUGUGUCAAGGGUCACUUGGGUCAAUUUUGGCGAGGAAAGGUGUCACCAACUUUUACAAAGACUUCUUCUUUUCACCAAGCAGGAUAUAGCUAGCUAUGAUCAAUCACUCUUACUAUG